AUGCAGGGCAGGCAGCCCGGCUGUGUGCAGCCUCAGGGCCCUGCUGUGCUUCUGCCUCUUCCCGUACUGAGCUGAUGUGAUUCUGGGAACUCUAAGCAGAUGCCGGAGCCCAUGGGGAGCACGGAAGGGCCCUGUGGACUUCUUAAAAGUGAAGUGAAACCUCGCACUUCUGCAUGAGGAAGGAGCUGUCGGGGCCAGAUCAAACAUCUCCUCUGCUUCCCAGGGCAGAUUCCUGCCUGCGGCCGCUCCUCCUUCACCCAGGAAGCAGCCGGUUACACGCUGACAUCCACCCGUAGCUCGGCCGGGCCGGUCGCACCGUGCGGGGGAGCUGCGGGCACAGCCCCGGCCCCGCACGGCUCUCGGUUACGCUCUGAAGCUCGGGAAAGUCCCGGGGCGGCGGGUGCUGCCGGUGGGGACUUUGUCUCGGGACGUUCAGCCCGGUGACUGCAGGAUGGGCGGCCCCUGCGGCCCCUUCCUGGGCGGAAACGGGUCGAGGCGUUAAUAUCGGCUGCCCGGCUCCGCACGGCUCGGUUCGAUUCGGGUCGGGUCGGAUGGGCGCGGCUCGGGCCAUGGGGCGGCUCGGUCUGGGGCUGCUGUGCGCGCUGCUCCUGAACUGUGGGCAGCCUGGUGAUGCUGUGAAUUGCUCUGACAAGCAGUACGAGCACAAGGGCAGAUGCUGCAACCGAUGCCAGCCAGGAAAGAAGCUGGUCUCUGAAUGCAACGACACGGAAAACUCUGUCUGCACACCCUGUGAGAAUGGACACUACCAGCAGGGCUGGACUAAGGAGAGGCACUGCACGCCCCAUGACAUCUGUGAGGACAACGCUGGCCUCAUCGUGAAGAGACAUGGAAACACAACACACAACACCGUGUGCCAGUGCCGGGCUGGCAUGCACUGCUCUGAUGCCAGCUGCCAGACCUGCGUGGAGAAUGAGCCCUGCAAGCAGGGCUUUGGCUUUGUGGCAGCCAUGGCCGAAGCCCAGAUGACCUCACCGUGUGAGCCCUGUGCAGAAGGCACCUUCUCCAAUGUAUCUUCUAAAACCGAGCCGUGCCACCUCUGGACAAGCUGCGAGGAAAAGGGGCUCGUGGUGAAAGUGAAAGGGACAAACACUUCAGAUGUGAUCUGUGAGUCGAGCCGGCGCUCAUCGCUGUCAGUGCUGAUCCCCAUCACAGCUGCUGUUGUCACCUGCCUGGUGGGCAUCUGCAUCUACUGCCUGGUGCACACAGACCUCAGGCGCCGUGGGCCGAAACAGACUGAGGCCGAGAUGCCCAGAGAGCUGGAGAUGCAGCAGCCCGAGGAGGUGGACUUCCCAGUGCAGGAGACUCUGCUGGGAGGGCAGCCCGUGACACAGGAGGACGGCAAGGAGAGCCGCAUCGCAGAGCAGGAGCAGCUGUGACAGCGUGGGAGCUGCCCUCCAUGGGAGCAGCGGGCAGGGACAGCGCUGACCCCCCUGCAUUGGGGUGGGAGGUGAGCACAGGGCCCGGCCGCCAGCACAGCGACCGACGUAGCGCCCAGCGGGGCGCCGUGCAUGGGCCGACCCGAAGCGCAGCUCUGCCCGGGGGAGCCCCGGUGGCCCCACACGCAGCCGCCACGGCGGGACCCGUCGGCUCGGUGUCAGGGCACGGCAGUGCCGGCCCGGCGCGGCCGGGAUACGUGGGAGACAACAAACAAACCCAUCCCGGUCCCCGACCCACGCGGUGCGCUGCCGUCCCGGGGCCAGGAGGGGGCGCUGCGGGGCCGUCGGCGGCUCGAAGCGGGCGGAGCGCUCCCGCACAGCCCCGCACCGGCGGCGGAGGGGUCACGGCCCGGUGCGGGCGCUCAGCCGGGAUCCCAAGGCCGGUAUCCCGUAGCGAGCAGCAGGCGGAGGGUCUGCGGGGGGCGGCCCGGCUCAGCACCGCUCCCCUCGGCCGCCCCCGGCCCCGCACCGUCGCCCCCGCAGCCCCACGUACCGCACGCAGCCCCCACCGCGGUGCUGCCGGCUGCUGACAUUUGCGCGGUUAUUGCUCCGCUCCGAGCUGUACCAUCGCCGUUACAAUGGGAACAAUUACACUCAAUUAUUCUCCACCACACCGUUGACAAAAAAGAUGGCAUUUAAACUUUAAUUAUUCUCUGGGUGUGCGUGAGCAGCAUGGCCUGCGGCACGGGCGGCCCCUCCCCGCUGCUCCGUCUGCUCCAAACGGGGACCCCGGGGUCGUGCUCCCACCGGGGAGGGAUGGAAGGAACCCAGCACCCACCCUGAGCCCGGCGGGGGCUGCAGGGAGCGGUGUGAGCCCACCACCCACCAUCCGAGCACCAUGUGGCAUCAGGAAGGCAGUAAAUCCCAGAGCCUGGAGCAGCUGCAACUCGGAGCAGCUUUUUCCAUAAAGGCAGAGGCACGUUAUUUAAGGCUGCUCUUAAAACCUAAUGUUAGGUUUAAUAAGGGAGAUAAAAGCAUGCCAGCAGCUGUCCUGCACGGGGCUGCGCGCUGCCUGCAGUGCUGGUGGAUGGGCCCUGCGUUGUGUUAGCACAGCCCCACCAAUACCCACCGUGGGGAUGCAGUGACCCCACUCCUGGUGGCACUGCCAGCAGAGGGCUGGCACCGUGUGGGCACAGAGCCCUCAGAUCCAAAUAGAGCCUCCCCAGCUGUGUCCCCCCCCCAUGCUGACCUCUCCCCACCUGGCCCCACACUCAGGGCGUGUGCCGUCUCAUUAGCUUGUCUGUCCCCCAAAGUGAGAAGGGAGAGAGGGUGAGACCUAAUUGAAUGUAACUAAUUAUUCACUCCGCAAACGCUGUUUAAAUGGGAUUGUGAGGGACAAAAUUACUCAUUCUGAAAAGGGGAGAGAAAGAGAGAAAGACAGAGAGAAAACAAAUAGAGGCGGGUGCUGGAGCUGCAGCUCCCUCUCUCCCCAGAAUACCAAUUACCGGAUGAAGUGAUUGUAUAAAUCUUUACCGAGUGAACGAACUGUAGUAGUCACUUACUUCUGUCCUCUUAUUACACGGAAGCAAUGAAAAAUCGUCCCUCUCUGCAGUCCAG
Molecule: messenger RNA, 3014 nt
Organism: Coturnix japonica (Japanese quail)
Lineage: Eukaryota; Metazoa; Chordata; Aves; Galliformes; Phasianidae
Gene: CD40
Product: CD40 molecule
Biological process (GO): immune response-regulating cell surface receptor signaling pathway; B cell activation
Cellular component (GO): external side of plasma membrane; CD40 receptor complex
Molecular function (GO): signaling receptor activity; protein binding
Source: RefSeq, a predicted model, not a curated record